CGUCGUACACCAGACUUUUCCCGCUUCAAUACAUACUCGCAUCAUCGGCCACGAGCACCUAACACUCCUGCGCCAGCUUUUCAUGUCAAGGUGGAAAAUCUUGCGUCAAGCUCUGAAUCUUCACCGUACGAAUGUGAAAUGGAUUCGCAAAAGAACAGCGCGCGAUCCUCUGUGAGCUCUGCACCGCAACCGGAGAAGCGGUAUACCUUUAGAGAUGGAAUCCUUGUAGAAGUUUCCGAUCUGGACCUGCCACCAAGAAAGGGCGCACCACCGGUUAUUAGAAAGAGGCGAAUUUCUGAAUCACCUGAAGUUGUCGUCCCUUCCUCACGAUCACGGGAUAGUUGGUCUGCGGAGAGAGAUACCGAGCCUACGACUUCACAAGAGGCACAUCAUGUCCAUUUUGCUGACCCCGAUCCCGAAUCCGCCACUCCUAGUCCCACACCUUCCGCUUGCUAUGAAGUGGAGAUCAGCCCUGGCGAUUCAUCACAAGCUGUGCCCCAAGAAGUCGUGUCCUCUGUAUCUCACGACACACCAAGACCUAAAAGGAUCUCAGCUCCGCGUUUGCGAGAUGAUGUGGAUCAUGGCGGCGUAGAUUGGGAUGUACCGGAGAUGUCCCUCCGACCAAGAGUUGUACCUCGUCGUGAUCACCCGUACGAAAGAGCGACUCCUGUCUAUAGACCUGUCAGCCCAACUACGAAAUGUCUUGCGUUGAACUCGAUGGCGCAACGAUUGGAAAAGUCCGCCGAAAGAAGCUACUCGGCUCGUGCAGCUGGGAAGAGUGAGAAUGGUACUAGAGCUGGCUACAAGCUGGUGCCUACUUCCAGAGAAGCCACUCAUGUGCACCCCUUUGACGCAGAAAUGAUGGCUGAAGGUAAAGAUGUCACUCUUAUGAAUGAUGUCGAAGAAGGCUCCAGUGAACCAGACCCCGAUUGUUACUUCCACCAGUGUUCCUCGUCGCAUCUAUGUGGUGGUACGAUGAACUUUCUUUAUGGUUUUGUGUUGACCAACAAGGAAAUUUUCAGAAAGCUACAGUCCCUGAACCUUCCCAAAGCACGUCAGAAAGCAGCACCAAGUGAAUCACUGCAGCAUGAACUGAAUGGCGAGGAAGUUUACCAGUAG
Cylicostephanus goldi is the source of this 1119-nucleotide messenger RNA. The record is from the annotation of a GenBank genome assembly. NCBI's taxonomy places the organism in Eukaryota, Metazoa, Nematoda, Chromadorea, Rhabditida, Strongylidae.